CGAAAAGGAAGACCCUCGCGGUGCCCGGAGAAGCGGCGUGCCAAAGCCAGGCGGCGAGUUCGGGACCAGAGGGAGGCGCCCAGGCGACACCAGACCAGCCAUGCAGUACCACCAGCCGCCCGGCCCGGCCGCCGUGCCCCCGCUAUACGCGCCGACGCCGCUGCUGCAGCCCGUGCACCCCACACCCUUCUACAUCGAGGACAUCCUGGGCAGGGGGGCCCCGGUGCCGCCGCCGCCGCCAACCCUGCCGUCGCCCAACUCCUCCUUCACCAGCCUGGUGGCCUCCUACCGGACCCCCAUCUACGAGCCGACUCCGAUCCACCCGGCCUUCUCGCACCCCCUGGCUGCAGCAGCCACCUAUGGGUCGGGCCCCUAUGGCACUGCAGCCGGGCCCCCUCUCUACCCCUUUCAUCCUCGCGCGGUCGGGGAUUACGCUCACGCCCUCAUUCGUCACGACCCUCUGGGGAAGCCGCUGCUCUGGAGCCCGUUCAUGCAGAGGCCGCUGCACAAGAGGAAAGGGGGCCAGGUGCGCUUCUCCAACGACCAGACCAUCGAGCUGGAGAAGAAGUUCGAGACGCAGAAGUACCUCUCCCCGCCCGAGAGGAAGCGCCUGGCCAAGAUGCUGCAGCUCAGCGAGAGGCAGGUUAAAACUUGGUUUCAAAAUCGCCGGGCGAAGUGGAGGCGCCUAAAACAGGAAAAUCCUCAAGCCAGCAAAAAAGAAGAUUCCGAAAGCAGGGACAGUCACCAGGAUCCGAGGCAAGAAGGCUGCCUGAGCCCCAAGUGGGAUAAAGAGGCUUCUCCAGACAGGCCACAGUACACCCCGUCGCCAGUCUCCCAGGAAGAGCUGGAUUCAGACAUCUCAGCUGAUUCUGAUCAAGAAGUGGACAUUGAAGGUGACAAGGUCUAUUUCAAUGGUCCCCACCAGUAGUGCCCCCCUUGAGGAUGGACCUUCCCUCCACUUGCACUUUAAGAGGAGCUGGGUUGACAAACAUGAUCUUGCUACAACAGGAAAGAA
Messenger RNA from Hemicordylus capensis (graceful crag lizard), 1015 nucleotides. It is a transcript of the gene HHEX, whose product is annotated as hematopoietically expressed homeobox. The transcript has 4 exons. The record is from RefSeq and is a predicted model, not a curated record. Bases 101 to 928 code for a protein of 275 amino acids. NCBI's taxonomy places the organism in Eukaryota, Metazoa, Chordata, Lepidosauria, Squamata, Cordylidae. Gene Ontology annotation, molecular function: DNA-binding transcription factor activity, RNA polymerase II-specific; RNA polymerase II cis-regulatory region sequence-specific DNA binding. Gene Ontology annotation, biological process: regulation of transcription by RNA polymerase II; cell differentiation.